AUGGGCGCUUCUGGUUCUCUCCCCAGCAAGGGUUCUCCUACGGUCCCAGGACAAAGAAAGGAUGACUUGACAAUUACUGGCAUGGGAACCGAAUGGCCAUCAAAGCUUGUAGGGCCAGGUGAAUUCAAGGACUUAGCCCUGAAACACUAUCCUGAAGACGCUCCAUGGCUGAAAGCAUUACUGAAUGUCAAUGGAAAGACUGGUAUUCAGUCCAGAGCAAUGCUGGACAUUUGGAGUGACCCCCGCUGGAAUCGGGAGGAACCACCGGGGGCCGAUGAAGUUGAUGCAGCCUUUCGCCAGUACGGAACAGAGCUAGCGGAGCAAGCUGCUCGCAAGGCAUUGAGCGAUAGCAAUAUAUCCCCGAGUGCAAUCACCCACGUAGUAGCAGUUACAGCUACAAAUGCUGGCAGUCCAGGGUAUGACCAAUUGGUUGCUCGGAGACUUGGUCUCGCUCCAACGGCUGAGAGGAUAUUGGUUGCUGGGGCCGGAUGCUCGGGGGGGCUUGCGGCCCUUCGAGCAGCGUCAGAUUUGGCCAUGGCCGCAUCGCUUCAAGGAAAGGAAGCCAGAGUGCUAGUUAUCGCCUGUGAAAUCUGCAGCAUCCAAGUCCGAUGCGAGCUGCAUAAAUCUGCUACCUCCGAAAAUGGCAGUAUUGGACCAGUUUUGUUCGGGGAUGGCGCGUCGGCUCUAGUUCUAUGUAACUCUCAUGGGAUGGCUAAGAAUGCUCCACGCCUUUUCACUAUUGUCGAUCGCCAUUCAGAAAUAAUGCCGGAAGCGUUUGAUGACAUGUCCUACAAAGUGUCGCCGCAUGGGUUUCUCCUCACACUCUCAAAGAAUGUGCCUGCGCUUACGGCAGCAGCAGUUCGGGAGCCUUUCCAGAGCUUAACAAAUGCUAACGGAAAGGGGUCAUUAUCUGCCUCAUCUUUUGACUGGGCACUUCAUCCAGGGGGGUUGGCAAUUAUCAAAGGCGUACAAAACUCCAUGGACUUAUCUGACGAUGCCCUGAGAGCUAGUAACGAGAUUUACAAAACACGGGGAAAUACCUCGAGUGUCGCUGUGCUUGCUGUCCUUGAUAAGCUACGGUCUAUGGAGAAAGGGAAGAAGGAUGUUAUUGCUUGCAGUGUCGGACCGGGGUUGGUGGUCGAGAUGGCAUUACUACAGCGAGUGUGCUAA
Molecule: messenger RNA, 1170 nt
Organism: Aspergillus pseudotamarii
Lineage: Eukaryota; Fungi; Ascomycota; Eurotiomycetes; Eurotiales; Aspergillaceae
Product: chalcone synthase B
Exons: 2
Coding region: 1-1170 (389 amino acids)
Biological process (GO): polyketide biosynthetic process
Molecular function (GO): acyltransferase activity, transferring groups other than amino-acyl groups
Source: RefSeq, a predicted model, not a curated record